This is a messenger RNA of Copidosoma floridanum, 393 nucleotides long. RefSeq lists its product as uncharacterized. Lineage: Eukaryota; Metazoa; Arthropoda; Insecta; Hymenoptera; Encyrtidae. The record is from RefSeq and is a predicted model, not a curated record.
AUGGAUAUUGUUGAUCCCUUAAGGACUUGUAAAGGCUAUUCUCACGUUCCCACGAUCAUUGAUUGUUUUUCUCGUUGGGUUCAAGCUAUCCCGCUCCAGGAUAUUCAAGCUUUCAGAGUACUUCAUGCCUUCCAAGCAACUUGGGUCUCUCGUUUUUGUACCCCAAGAUUUAUUACUACCGAUCAAGGUUCAAAAUUAGAAUCUGCCAUUUUCAAGGCCUAUCUUUUCUUUAUAGACUGCCAAAAAAAACGGACUGUGGCUUACCACCUAGCGGCCAAUGGCCUCAUUGAGCGCUGGCAUCGUAGCUUCAAAGCUGCCCUCAUGUGCCACAAUAGUGCCAACUGGGUAAAACUUUUACCAACAGUUCUUCUACGCCUUUACACUGCCGUUUAA